AUGCCGCCUAAAAAUGCUACGAACAAAAAAACUGAGCAAAAAAAAAAGGAAAAAAUUAUUGAAGACAAGACUUUUGGUUUAAAAAAUAAGAAAGGUGCGAAAACACAGAAGUAUGUUCAACAAGUAACAAAUCAGAUCAAACACGGCAAUGUAAAUCAAGCCAAAAUAGAAGCUGAAAGGGCUGCUGUUAAAAAGAAAGCAGCAGAAGAUGAAUUACGAGACUUAAAUAAACUUCUGAAACCUGUAGUUGAAAUGCCGAAAGUGGCUCGAGACAUUGAUCCAAAAUCACUGGUUUGUUUGUUUUUCAAACAAGGAAUGUGUCACAAAGGAGAAAAAUGCAAAUUUAGUCAUGAUUUGUCGAAAGACCAAAAGACAGCAAAAAAAAAUCUUUAUGUGGACAGCCGAGAUCUAGCAGGAGAAGAUGAUAAGAUGGAUGAUUGGGAUGAGUCGAAGUUAAGCGAAGUUGCAGAAAAAAAACAUGGUGAACAUGAUCGAAAACGAUCGAAUCAAACAGAUAUUGUUUGCAAAUAUUUUUUGGAGGCGGUUGAAAAUAAUAAGUAUGGUUGGUUCUGGGAAUGUCCGAAUGGAAAUGCUUGUAUCUAUAGACAUGCUUUGCCACCAGGAUAUAUUUUGAAAAAGGAUAGGAAAAAAUUGGAAGAACAAAAGCGACUAAAUGAAAUCAGUUUGGAAGAACUUAUUGAAAAAGAGCGUGCUCAGUUAAAUCCAGAUAAUCUCACCAAAAUUACUUUGGAAACCUUUAUUGCCUGGAAAAAGGACGAAUUGUUAAAACGAAGAAAACAAAUCUUAGAAGAAGAAAAGGAGAAAAAGAAAAAUAUCAGUGCUGGUAGAUCGGCUGGAAUGAGUGGCCGGGAUUUGUUUACGUAUAAUCCGGAAUUGGUGGGACAAGAGGAAGAUAUGGAGGGAGGUGUUGCGUUCGAAUUUGAUUAUGACGAGGUUGGAAGCUUUGAGAUUAAUGUGUUAACUUUUUAA
This is a messenger RNA of Thelazia callipaeda (thelaziosis nematode), 990 nucleotides long. Lineage: Eukaryota; Metazoa; Nematoda; Chromadorea; Rhabditida; Thelaziidae. The record is from the annotation of a GenBank genome assembly.